AUGUACGUCCUGUCACUUGAAGACAUGGGCUGUUUCUUGAUUAUCUACUAUAGGUCUUUUGUAGAAACAGAGAAAUGUACAGCGAAAUGUCAAAAUGUCGAGGAAACAGGAAUUGGUACUUUUUUCAUUUCUCGCUCUCUCAUUCACACUGUCCCUCGCGUUCGUCUAUUUUUCUUCGCUCUUUCCUUUCUCUCUUACUUUUUGUCUCGUUCAUAUAGUCUCACUUUUUUGUCCACUCUCUCUCUUUCAUAUUUCUCUAUCAUCUUCAAACAUUUUUUCCUCCAUUCUCUCUCUCUCUCUCUCUCUCUCUCUCAUCUCUCACAAGCAAAUCUCAUAGUCUUUCCUUAUUAUUCGGCUAUUUUGCAUUCUCCUUAUUGCUAUUAUAGAUUUUCGCAUUUAGCAAUGACAUUCUUUCUCUUCUUUCACAUACAUUUUCCUUCUUCCUCUCUCUCUCUCUCUCUCUCUCUCUCUCAAUCACUCUCUCUCAGAUUGCCUUUCCCAAUCGAAAAUUUUCCCUUUAUCUCUCGCUAUUGUAGUCUUUCGCAUCUGGUAAUUACAUUCUAUCUAUCUAUCUAUCUAUCUAUCUAUCUAUCUAUCUAUCUAUCUAUCUCACGCUAA
Messenger RNA from Acanthosepion pharaonis, 618 nucleotides. The record is from the annotation of a GenBank genome assembly. Lineage: Eukaryota; Metazoa; Mollusca; Cephalopoda; Sepiida; Sepiidae.